UUUCUUUCGUUGGUAAAAUGCUGAAGAAGGCCACCUCCGAUUCGUAUCGUCUCCUCGCUCCGGCGACGUCGAUAAACAGAACAGAGAUCGAACGCAUCACAAGAAUCAUCAACGACCACCCCUUCCCGAACCAUCCGAUCCAACCAACUCUCUCCAAACACAUCCCUCUAUCAUCACUAUCACCGACCACCGUCUCCGAAGUCCUCGGCCGUCUCUUCGCCGCUCACUCCAACGGCCUCAAAGCUCUCGAGUUCUUCAAGUACUCACUCAAAACACCUCCUCCCCCGACCUCCGACUCCUUCGAGAAAACACUCCACAUCCUCGCUCGGAUGCGCUACUUCGACCAAGCCUGGGCUCUGAUGGCGGAGAUGCGAAAGAGCCACCCUUUCCUGCUCACGUCAAAGUCGAUGAGCAUCCUCCUCUGUAAAGUCGCGAGAUUUGGCUCCUACGAGGAGACUUUAUCGGCUUUUCGGAGGAUGGAGAGAGAGAUCUUCAAGAAGAAGUUCGGCGUGGACGAGUUCAACGUCCUUCUCCGAGCGUUCUGCGCGGAGAGGGAGAUGAAGGAGGCGAGGUCGGUUUUCGAGAAGAUGCAUUCGAGGUUUAAGCCGGAUGUGAAGACGAUGAACAUUCUUCUCCUAGGGUUUAAGGAAGCUGGCGAUGUAACCGCCACUGAGCUUUUUUAUCACGAGAUGGUGAAGCGUGGGUUCGAGCCUAACGCCGUUACUUACGGCGUUAGGAUCGAUGGGUUUUGUAAAAAACGCAACUUUGGGGAAGCGUUGAGGCUCUUCGAAGAGAUGGGUCGUUGUGGGAAGGUUGCAGUUACGUUGCAGAUAGUUACUACGUUGAUACACGGAGCUGGUGUGGUGAGGAAUAAGGUGAAAGCGCGCCAGCUGUUCGAUGAAAUUCCUGAGAGAGGGUUGAAGUGUGAUUGCGGAGCUUAUAACGCUUUGAUGAGUGCUCUCAUGAGAUGCGGAGACGUGAGUGGUGCGGUUCAGGUGAUGAAGGAGAUGGAAGAGAAUGGGGUUGAGGCUGAUAGUGUGACUUUUCACUCCGUGUUUAUCGGAAUGAUGAAGUCUAAAGAGUUUGGGUUCGACGGUGUGUGUGAGCUUUACCAGAAGAUGAAGGGAAGGUCUCUGGUUCCGAAAACACCGACCGUGGUUUUGCUGAUGAAGCUGUUCUGUCAGAACGGUGAAGUUAACUUGGGACUAGAUUUGUGGAAGUAUAUGCUGGAGAAAGGGUACUGCCCUCAUGGCCACGCGUUGGAACUUCUUACAACUGCACUCUGUGCUCGGAGAAGAGCUAACGAUGCUUUUGAGUGCUCGAGGCAGACGGUGGAGAGAGGAAGGUGCGUGAGCGAACCAGUGUUCAGAAUGUUAGAGACCUCCUUAUCAAGCAAAGGCGAACUGGAGAAGCUAGAGGAACUCAAGAGGAAGAUACAGAAACUGCAUAGCUUUUUGCCGCCUCCUGGAACACAGUUAAUUUAGAAGGUAACUUCAGUGUAAUCGGUUUUCGUGUAUGUGUUCAAUUGUAUACAACAAUGUAGUAAUUUUUGAUAGAAGAUCAAACUUAGCUGAUGAUGAUGAUGAAGUGUUGUUUAAAGUGUUGUUUCUAUACAUUGUAUAAACGUCAAAGCUAAACUAAGAUCUAUACCGACCAUUUGGUGAGUGCUUGAAUUCAUGAAGCUUUAUCUUUUCAACGA
Messenger RNA from Raphanus sativus (radish), 1699 nucleotides. RefSeq names its product pentatricopeptide repeat-containing protein At3g61360. The record is from RefSeq and is a predicted model, not a curated record. NCBI's taxonomy places the organism in Eukaryota, Viridiplantae, Streptophyta, Magnoliopsida, Brassicales, Brassicaceae. Gene Ontology annotation, molecular function: protein binding. The transcript has a single exon. Bases 18 to 1484 code for a protein of 488 amino acids.